AUGGCGCGCAUCGUGCUUGGGAGCGGAGUUUUGCUCUGCGUCCUCAGCUUGACGCUUGAGACGCGCGCCCUCACGGUCUUGCCGCACGACGUUCGACCAGGCCAUGCUGUCCGCCACUUCGUGGGGAACUAUUCUCGCUACACUCUGCUCGACCCAGAAUACGGCACCUACUUCACACUUUUAGACGAUGGACUGCUAAUGACUACUGCCGAUCUUGCGCCCCUGCUCGAUCGAUCGUUGAAUCUUGCUGUCUUGGAACAGACCCCGUUUAGUAGUUCCGCUCAUUCGGUACAUCUGCUCGUGGUAGACCGUAGGAAAAUGCUUAGUUUUUCUGCAACGAACGUUAUACGCGGUGAAAUUCCAGAAAAUUCACCACCUGGUUCGGUUGUUGAUCUUCCACCGAUCAAAGCCACGGCGUCCGUCAAUGUUGGACCUAUCGCGUACAAAAUAAUAAAAGGAAAUGAAUACUCUCUAUUCUCCUUACGCGAUAAAGCGAAGAGUGGGAUCCCAGAGGUUUACUCAGUUAUUACAGAGGGUGAAGUAGAAAUGAUUGCAAUGAAGUCUUUAGACGCUGAAGCUAAAAAAUAUUACGACUUGGUGCUUCAGGCAACAGAUUUAUCAGGUAUUUACAAGGCGACUCUAUCUAUCAGGGUGGAUGUUUCAAAUGAAAACGACCACGAACCAAUAUUCGAACAGGAUAUAUAUUACUUUGCUGUUAACGGUACACUAGAUCAGAAUAGUGAUAACGGUACCGCACAUUGGCAAAGAUUCUCAAACAUUGGCAAGGUUCACGCAUACGACGCCGACGGUGAUAGGGUGUAUUACUCCCUGAAGACGGCCAGCAACCUAGCCGUUGUCGUGCCGCAAACAGGUGAACUGAUCCUUGCGGGCGAACCGGAUAGCCACGAAGCCGAAUUGGAAGUAGUCGCCCACGACACAGGAGCGCCUUCGCGCAAAAGUCGGCCGGCUCAAGUUUUCCUAGAAUUCGUUGUUCGGAACCAAAAAGAUUUACCAGCCCUGCGGCGUCAAAAGAGGCGUGUUACCCGCGCUGUUCGACCGACGAAGCGUAUUGAAUUCACCGAGGCGGACGGCGAAGUCGAGGGACGUGCGGUUUUCACGCUCGAGAAAGAAACAGAUCGCGAAACGUUCAAAAUUCGCGACGAAAAUCCGUGGGUCACCGUUGAGCCCAGUGGUGUAGUGAAAGUCAAAAAGAAGUGGGACUAUGAGGAAUUGGGGCCUGAGAAGACUAUCGACUUUUGGGUCACUAUCACCAAUGCUGGAAAUGGAGAUCCAACGCCCGUAAUGGUC
Molecule: messenger RNA, 1308 nt
Organism: Iphiclides podalirius (scarce swallowtail)
Lineage: Eukaryota; Metazoa; Arthropoda; Insecta; Lepidoptera; Papilionidae
Source: the annotation of a GenBank genome assembly